Molecule: messenger RNA, 417 nt
Organism: Auanema sp. JU1783
Lineage: Eukaryota; Metazoa; Nematoda; Chromadorea; Rhabditida; Rhabditidae
Source: the annotation of a GenBank genome assembly
CUGCCUAAAACCACUGUAGUGGCCAAAACAACCACUGUACAGCCUAAAACUACUGUAGCGGCCAAAACAACCACUGUACAGCCUAAAACUACAGUUUUAUCAACUGUUUCCACGAUCGCAACAACUCAACCAAACCCAGUAUGCGCCGAUUGCUACCCAGAUGUAUCAGAUAUCUUGAUACUCAUGGAUUGCUCCAACGCCCAAGAAGCUGAUGCGUUUGAAAAUCAGAAGAACGCAGUUAUCCAAUUGACUUCUAACUGGAAUCACAUGAAACGUGUCUCUGCUGCGUGCUAUUCUUCCGCUCUUGAUCAGUUCGCUCCCUACAGCUCGUUGAACAGCAACAACGACUUAGCACUUCUCAUUAAUGCCCAGAACCUCCAACAAUCCGCUCCAGACUUGAGCAAGUAUAAUAUAUAA